Molecule: messenger RNA, 5285 nt
Organism: Jaculus jaculus (lesser Egyptian jerboa)
Lineage: Eukaryota; Metazoa; Chordata; Mammalia; Rodentia; Dipodidae
Gene: Podxl
Product: podocalyxin like
Exons: 8
Coding region: 279-1847 (522 amino acids)
Biological process (GO): regulation of microvillus assembly; positive regulation of cell-cell adhesion mediated by integrin; negative regulation of cell-cell adhesion
Cellular component (GO): apical plasma membrane; microvillus membrane
Source: RefSeq, a predicted model, not a curated record
CGCCGCAGCCGCGCAGACACCGCCCGGGACGCCGCCGCAACCACCACCACCAUCACCACCAUCACCAUCUCCGCCGCCGCCGCUCCUCGCUGCAGGCUCCGCGCGCCAGCCCGACUUCUGCGGCACGGAGGAGGGGCCUCCGGGUGCGCCACUCGGGAGCUCGGGGCCGUGGCACCAGGCCUCCGUGCGCGGCGCCCACGCUCCCGCCGUCCAGCUCCGCAGCCACCUGCUCGGCCACCACCGCCCCCCAACACCCCUGGGGAAGGAAAGAGGACACGAUGCGCUCCAGGCUGGCGCGCUCCGCGAGGCCGCCCCUGCUGCUGCUCCUGCUGCUGCUGGUACUGUCGCCGCCGUCGCUCUCCCUGGAGGAUGCAGCCAAAGACCCAAGUGGCGAGACCUCAGCCACCACCACCAAGCCCACGGCGACGGGCCAUCAAGACCCACCUACCCAGCCCGCCCGCGUGGCAUCGCCGGAGACGCACCCAGCCAGUGCCGCGGGGACCACGCUGGCUCAACCCCAGGGGGGCGGCUCGACGGCAUCCACGGGCCCGGUGGUGACCACGGCCCCCGCUCCGCCACAGACUUCCGUGCCGCCCUCCAAGACCGAUGCCAACGUAAGGGAGGGCAUCCCUACUGGCACCGUCAGCGCCUCCCAGGAUGACAAGCUGCCAACCACCUCCCCAACUCCAGACAAAGAGUCAGCCACCACCGGCGACCAGAGCAGCGACGGUGGCGUUCCCACAGCCCCCGGGGGGGCCCCGACCACCCUCUCUCCCUCCCCCCAGCCUACAGACCCGGUGGGCACCACCCAGGCCCCGCCGCUUCCCACGCUCGCCAGCACCGCAAGCCCUGGCCAGCCCCCAGAGGCUACUUCCGAGGGGCAGCUCAGCUUGGCCACAGUCGCCAGCACUUCGGGGCCCGCGUCCAGCCCUGCUCUCUCCACUGCGUCCCAGAGGGCGUACCCCACGCCCACACUGCCAGGCAUCUCUGAAGAAACUGAGCUCACCUCGAGGCAGAUGCCAGCCGGUCCCACGCAGCCUUUCUCCACUGCCCCGCAGCCCACGGGAUUGUCAGCAGAAACUGGACCGACGCCUACUAUUGGUGAACCCACAAACCUCAGCACUAUCUCGGCUCCAACUACUACCCCAGAACACCCCAGUACACCCUCUCCCACUUCAGCUUUUGGGAAGAACAAGGUCAAGUGUGAUCCCGCCAUCAGGCCAGACGAGAAGCUACUCAUCCUGAACCUCACAGAAGCCCGCCUCUGCGACGGGAGCCCUUCAGAUGACAAACUGGUGUCAUUGCUGUGCCGGUCAGUCAAAGCCUCCUUCAACCCAGCCAAGGAUCAGUGCACUGUCCAGGUGGCACCUCUUCUAGAGAGCCACGCGGUGGCAGUGAAAAGAAUCAUUAUUGAGACAAUGCUGCCUCCGCAGGACGUGUAUGAGCUGCUGAAGAACAAAUGGGAUGAACUGAAAGAGGUGGGAGUCACCGACAUACGGCUGGGGCACGAAGGACCACCCGAUGACAUGAACGAGGACCGCUUCAGCAUGCCUCUCAUCAUCACCAUUGUGUGCAUGGCGUCCUUCUUGCUCCUUGUUGCAGCCGUUUACGGCUGCUGCCACCAGCGCCUUUCCCAGAGGAAGGACCAGCAACGACUCACAGAGGAGCUGCAGACAGUGGAGAACGGUUACCAUGACAACCCGACACUGGAAGUGAUGGAGACCUCUUCUGAGAUGCAGGAGAAGAAGAUGGUCAACCUUAAUGGCGAGCUAGGGGACAGUUGGAUCGUCCCUCUGGACAACCUGACCAAGGAUGAGCUAGAUGAAGAGGAAGACACACACCUCUAACCGGGUCGGCUAGCUGCCAGCCACAGACAGUACCACAGAACUGCAGACCACCCCAAGUGCCAUUUGGACAGGAGAGGAAAACUCCUCCCCGUGCAAGGAGGGAAAGGACUGGGGGAGAGAGAGUGGACACCCAAGGGUUGCCUCCUCCCAAUCCACAGGGCCUUAAUUUCUUUUCCCCUUGUCAAGCUGAACCAGUCACAUGCUGUCUAGAUCCAUCUUCUAAAAUAACCCACUAGUGCCUGAGCCCAGAGCUGCUGGAAGGCGAGAGGAGGGAGGUGAGCAAACCACGUGAAGGGACUCGAUCCUCUGGGAGUGGUAUGCCUUCAUUUCGCAAGGCGAGACGAUCCAGGCCUACAAGAGGCCAGGUGAUUUGCACAGGGUCACACAGCCACUUGGUGACAAGAGAUUGUUUCCUUUAGUCUGGUGUACACUUGUGUCUCCUCCCCAAGGGCAGACUUAGUGAGCUGGUAAGGAGAACAAGCCCUUUCUGUCUCAGGGGGAUCUGAUGGCUCAAGAGGACAGGUCCCAGGUUUCUUUCUCCUGCUAUUGCCUCAUCUGCCAGCAUAUUACCUCAGCCCUCGCCCCCAGUACCACUCAGCCCGUGGGAGAUGAUUUCCCUGUGUUUGCUUAAUGAGAUUGGGACUGAACCCACACAGGCCUCUCCCUGUGUGGAUGAGGUCUGCUUAAGGGAUGGCUGGACAGGUGGCGAAGGGCGAUCCUCAUCCUGGGAUGGCUUCUUGGCAGCUGGUGGCCCGUCAUCCAGGGCACUCCUGGAAGAUGCUCCCAAGGUCUCUGGCUUUCUCCCACUAGGAACAAAUCUGCAGUAGCUACUGAAGGGCAAGGAAUCCCUACUCUGUUGCUCAAUGAUCAAUGGGGUGAACCCCCAAAGCCUGGCACAUGAGUACUAUUGUAGGGACAGACCUGUCCCAAGGCCCUGACCGGCAGAAAGGUGUCUCCGUAGACAAUCGACAUAAACUGCCAGGGGUUCCUUUUCCACAGGAAAACUCAGGGACUUUUCAAGUUGCUGAGAAUGAUGCUGUUUUCGUAUUGUUUGUCUAAUCCAGCCCUCUAUCGCCAAAGCCCAAACCCGGAAACUUUCAGUCAGCUUAGAUCGCCAGUCCCAGUUCUCCUGUGCCAUGCAGAAAGGAGGGCCCAGAACACACAGUAUGUUUUAAGGUUCCCCAUGGCCCAGUCGCUUGGCACGGACCCAGACUUCUGUUUCCACUUCCCCACAUUCCUGGUGGAGCUAUUGCCACCCUUGGCUUCGGGCAUCUCAGGGAUUCAUGAAGUCCUCAGCACAGGGGUUAUACAGGCUCAGCAGUCCACAUGCCUUUAGAAACUGCUGAGGGCAAGACAGAGCAAAGCUUCAUCUGGUUGUCUGAGGAGGACGCUACAUGGAGUUUUGAACUUGACCUAUGAAAUCUUUGUUGUUGCUGGGCAUAAACUCCUCAUGACCAACUAUGUGCUUUGUGAUAGCUAACUGAAAAAGGAUCGGUUCAGGAAGCUUUGGAUCCCUCUUUUACAGCCAAGGGCUUGUGAUUCCCGAGGGGAAAAGGCUGAUAGGGAAUCGAGGUAGGACUCCAGAGAGUUGGGGAUGCUAAGUUCACAAGAACGUAAGCAUGCACCAGUUUAGGAGCUAAGCAAAUUGUAUUCUAGGGAGAGGUCUGCUUGCUUCCUUCCUUCCUUAGGUCUAGCAAUCCAAUCCUGCGUGAGAGGCCAGACUAGAGUGCCAUUCCUUGUCCCCUUCCUGGUCACAGAUACCAGCAACUACUGUUUCUGCAAGUUGAUCAAGGACCCUGAACCCAAGGCCUCUGAGAGAUGGCUGCCGCCAUUAGAGGUCAGGAGUCACUCCAGUCCGGAAGAGUGACACUCUGUGUCCUGGGAGAGCCAGUGCUCUCCUCUCUUAUGCACACCCAAAUGGCACUGCCUUUUAGUACACCUCGAGAAUGGGGUUCCUGGCCCUGGCUUGCUCUUGCCAGUGUACGUAAACGUCAUCUUCCCAUGUCCUCACUGGGUUCUUAGCGCUGUCAGAGCAUUCAGAUUCUGGGGCUGGGAAAAGGUAAGAGGAAGCGGGUUCAGCAAGAUCUUAAAACCCGGCAUACCAAAGAGAAAUGAGGACUCUGUCUCGUGUCCCCCCCCCCCCCCAGCUGCAAAAUCCAUGGUGGGUCUGCCCAAGCCCAGAGGGCAGCAUGCGGGGCAGGAGGAGGGAGGCAGGCCACCACACCUCUGAAGGAGGCACACAAUGCCCUGCGUUCUAAAACACAAUACGGGUUCUAUCAGUUGACUCUAGGUUUUCCCCUUCUCGAAGAGAAGCUAGCAGAAAGUUUCUUUAAACUAUUUCCUUGUGCUUUUUUUUCUCCUUUUUUGGGGGGACAGUAUACUGGUAAAACUUUGAAGAGCAAGUUCAAGUUAACAUAUAUAUGCACAUUUUUGACAAUGUAAAUAAAACAGCCACAUGUUAACCCCCCCCCCCCGCACUGCUUUAAGUGAGUAUACUUUGGGGAAAAAAAAACAUUUGUUAGCUAAGAGAGCGUUCUUGUCUCUGAACAAGAAUGUAAAUGUCUUAUCUUACUAGAAAUGACAAUUUUUUUUUUUUAAAUGAAAAGUAGAUCAAGACAGCUGGUGAACAAGUACUGUCUUGCAGAUGGGGCAUUUUUAUUUUAAAGCAUGGUCCUUGCUCCUUUUGCACCAGCUUCCAUUCUGAGUGCAGUAAGGGCUGGUUGGUAUUGGUAUAUUCUGGUUGCAAGGUGACAAGUCUCAUCACAGGGAGAAAGAUGAAGACCUAUUUCAGUCUUUCUACAGGAAAGCACACCUGACAUCCCAGAGGUCAAGGGUCCAUGGCAGACAAGAUUAAAACCUGGGUCCACAGAUGGCCCUGGGCCGAGCCUCUGAGGGAAUCUGGUGGCCACUCCUAAGCACCAGAGGAUAGGAUGCCACCACUCAUUCGCCAGGAUUACCCUGGCGGGCUUGGGAGAACAGGAAGACAACAGGAAUGAGGCUAGGCUCUGGAGUCAUUUGGAUCCAAGAUGUAAAUAAACGGUUUUCUGCCAAGAAACAAUUUUGAACGAACUUCCAUUGCAGAACUUGUAGCAGAGCAAGGAUCAAAGGGAAAGGCAGAGGGGCACAGAAGACCCACAGCUGAGCUCUUGUCACGGUCACCUGCUGAUUCUCAGGUCCGCCAAAACCCAUCACCCAGUGGAAGGCGGGGAUUGUUUCAUGGGGGGGAGGGUCUUUUGUUCUUAGCCAAUGGUAAGAUGGUUUGCUCAGAAGACUGGGGAGCAUAUAUCUUAGUGGACAGGGGUCUGAAGUACACUGGAAUUUAUUGAGAAACUCGUUUGUAAAGACUAUAGUUAACUACUGCAUUUUCUUACAAAAUAUAUUUUGGAAAAUUGUACACUGUCAAUUAAAAUGCUUUUGUGUAAGCUGGUUCAAGCUCUA